UGUUCGUCUUCUCUACUAGAUAGGAUUUAUGACUUAUGUAAUUCAGUUAAUCAAUUUAAGCUGCGGACUAUCUCAUAGGGAUGCGACACAUUUCUUGCCCGAAACUAGACACAUCAGCUGUUCCUCCGAAACUCAUAAUGAAUGUGAAAUCUAUGUAUUCUCAACGUGUUAUACAAUCAAUCUGAAAUCUUUAUAUUCUCAAUGUGUUUUAUGCAAAGGAAGUAACAAUUUGGAGAAAAUUUGUGCAUUUCAUGUGAUUGUAUUGAGAAAUAAACUAAUGCCAUCCACUUAGCAAUUUGAAAAUUUUUCGCAACAAUCAGUAUGGUAUAUCAUUAAUUCUACGUAUCGCGGGCGAAAGCGAAGAAGUCUACGCAUCAAUUAAUAUACGCUUAGACUUCGGUCGCGCUCACCAAUUAGUAUGACGUAAAAUACAAUAAUGAAACCUUAACAUUUACUUGCAGUUAGCAGACAACUGUUGACGACACAGCAAAUAUUGCAAAGAACGCACGAGCGCGAACUCUUUUGUUUAGGAUUGCCAAAUUAUCACAACGUACCAAAGUAUCAUUUGAUAAGAAAUGGAGCUGUUAUUGAUUCUUCUCUUUUUGUCCAAAUGCUGCACUCGAGAACAAAUCAUCGUUCACUCGCAGAUUGAAUUAUGAAAAACUUAAUGCGGAACUACUUCUCCGAUGGCAAGCGUCUAUUGACAAACUUGUCCAGUUACGCCUAACGCCUGCGCUGGUAAAAUAAUCCCAUUCUCGGUAGGAAUUCGAGAUAUUAUUCAUGGCAGAUUGCAUUUUGGAGUCAGUAGGCAAUGGAAAUAAGCUUUAUUCAGAGAAAAACGUUGAGGAAUAUCUGAAAAAAGACAAGACCUAUUAGGAUUCAUGUGAAAUAAAUAGAAAAUAUAAGAAUGUGUACUAGUUAGGAAUAGAAUUCAAUUUUUGUGUUAGCUUUAUGAAGAUUUUGUGAUAUAUUAACGCGGUUAAUAUUGAAACGUGAAAAAAAUAUUGAAAAAUAAAAGUAUCAUUUUUUGAAAAGUGCAAAGUAUUGAGUAUAUGAAAAUUAUUCAUUCAGGCCAGAAUGUAAUAAGUACUUUUGACUAGUAUUACACUGCUGUGGAAGGAGGUGGAUAUCACGUGAAUAAGGACCACCAGUAACGCGUAUGAAACAUUGGAAUACUUUGAAAAGGGGAUUAUAUUUUUCUAUAAAUAAUUAAUUAAACGGAAUGAAAACAGCAUUUAAUUUAAAAUCGUUGGCAUUUUAGCUGAAUUAAUUAAUAUAUUAUUAAAUGCUAAAUGGUAAACCUUGUAUAAGCUCUUUCAUGUCAGUUUUCAACAAACGAAAAUGCGUAUAUCACAAGAAAUAAAGUUAUAUUACCCGUUUGAAAAAUAACGGCAGAAACUAAUUUGAAUUUAUUAAAAAAGAUAAUUUUAUUAAACAUCUUGUGCACAGUGUAAAAAAACGCCUGGAUAACAUAUAUUUGUUUAAAUCAUGUGCAAGCCUGAAGAAAACGAAUGAACUAUUUCAACAUGCGCAUUAUCGCAUCUAGGUCAUCCGGUGGCAAUGAAUAUAAAUCGUAUUGCCGAAACAUAAACACUUGUUAUUGCUAUUAUUCCUGCCUCCAGAAAUCAUUAUGAAAAUAUAAAGGUAAUAGCUUUUGUUAUUAUAUUUUUAUAAUUAUGUUUGCGAAACAAAUAGAUGCUGUAAUUAAAUCUGACAAUCUGACGCAGCCGUCCAGUAUGUCGCCAUCUACCCGUAUAGUUUGAGAUAAUAACUAAGCCUAUCACCGGGGAAACAUGCCACGGUCGUAGUCGAGAUAUAUCACAGAUCAGCAAAAAUAGGAAAUAGUUUGGAUGUGAUAAUGGGAAUUAUAGUACAUGGAUUGUCGGUUUGUAGAAAAGGCAAUUAUAUAUGAUGUUAUUUAUUAUCUAAAGAGAAUUUAAUGAGAUAAAAUCGUGUUACUAAAUGAGCUUUGGUAGUAUUCCUAUUGGUUUGAUCGCAGAGGCGGAGAACGGUUUCGGGAAAUGUUUUAGAUAUUAAAUUUAGAUUUUACUAGGAUAUUCCUUACCAAGGCGGGGAUUAUAUAUUUUUUAACGUCAUCGAGUCAUUUAAAGUUAAGGCCGCGAAACAAUGUGAUAACGGCAAUUGAUUCUCUUGCAGUCAGCAGUUUAUAAAAUCUUACCAUAAGUCAGGCUUUGUUUUCGUAGAUUUGUAUCUUACAUAAAAUUGGAAUUGUUCUGUUUCAGAGGUUUGUAUUAAUGUGUUAAUGGAAAUGUUUGCGCCAGAUUUCAUCCCAUAUACGUGUUGUUUAUUCUACCACUGUGUUGAAAUUACUGGAUAAACAUUAUGAAGCUAGAUCCCUGGUCAGAUACAUAAUGUAUUGCUGGUGUUUUAGCUGGAUGCUUACGGCUUUAUCACUAUUUGUGUAUGGCAACACCCUGAAACCACAAAUUGGAAUUGGCGCAAUUUUUGAUGCUGCAGAUUAUACGCACUAUAACGGCGUCUUCUAUCGUGGAUUUCAAGAAAACCAGCUUCUUUUGAAGCAUAACCUUAGUAUUAGUGUAAGAGCUGCCCCUCUUGGUGGAGAUAUUUAUUCUUCCCUGAAAAAUUUGUGUUCUUUUUUUGACGGACGAGAUGUAAGAGUUGUACUUGUGGUUGGAAAAGAGGCCACAAUACAGGCAGUUGGGCAGGUAGCAGAGCCCCUUGGCAUACCAAUACUUGGAUAUACGACAGAUGCACAUGCAGACAGAUAUGUACAGGCACAUAACCCUCUUCUACUGAUGUUAAAACCGUCCAGAAAGGACCAAGCCAACGCCUUCCUACAGUUCUUUCAGGCCAACUUCUGGUUCAAUAUUCUUAUUUUAGUUCAGGAUUUGUUUGUUGCCGACGGCUUUUAUGAAGAAAUAAUGAGUAAAGUAUCGGCUCCCAAAUGGUCGUUACAAGAAAGAAUUCUACCCGAGAGGAUUACUAAUUUGGAGUUAUAUGAUCUAGUUAUUUCUUUAUUAGGCAAUGAGCCAAAACUUAUUGUUAUUCAUUCGGAAUUAUCACUUGCACAGCGGAUAUUUAAAGCAACAAGGGAGGCAAAUCUUACGUCAUUAAAUCAUGCGUGGUUCGUCACGGAAACUAGUUUCACGCACGAUCACGAUAAUCUUCACGGUUUGCCUGCUGGUUCCCUAUCUAUAAUACCUAAUUAUGCGGUUAAUUUAGAAGAUGUGAUAUUAGAUGGAACCAAUUUUAUGAUAAAGUCUGUGAUAAAAUUUUCAAACAAAAAAGCUAUUAUUAGAAGCUGCUGGAAUGACUCAACCAAAUUAUAUAAAUCUAUCGGUAAAGAAACAUAUAGAAAAUUAGUAGGAACAAAAUUGUCAGGUGUCUCUGGGGAUAUAGUUUUUGACAAUCAGGGAAAUCUUAAAGCAAACAGCUUUGUGGUUCAAAACCUUGUGUUUGAAGAAGGUCAGAUAUUUUGGAGGAAAAUUGGUCAUAUUCAUGGAGAGGAUGUGACCCCAUUUGGAAUAAUAUGGCCAGGUGAAUCUCUCAGUAGUAACAUUGCGUAUGGUAGAAAACGAUACCGAAUCGUGACAAAUCCAGUUAAACCCUUUGUCAUGGAUGAAGCACCCCAUCCGGAUAUUGGAGAGUGUGCAAAGGACACAACGUGUAUAUAUAUCAACAAUACGGGUAAAAAUGAAAUCAUUCAGGCAUUACAAGACUAUGAAAAUGGUAUACACAAUGAGAGCCAUCCAUACACGAUAAACUGUUGUCGUGGUUUAUCAUUAGAUUUGCUCAAUCGUCUCGCCAGUGAUUUAGAUUUUGACUAUACUUUGUACGUAGUGUCUGACUACACUUAUGGCAAAGAAAUCAACGGUACAUGGAACGGUAUGGUCCGUGAACUCAUGGCAGGCACAGCUCACAUGGCUGUUGCUGCCUUUAGUAUAACCAGAUCAAGGGUGAAGGUCAUAGACUUCACAAGUACUUAUUUUUUCUCAGGGUUUUCCGUGCUGUAUUCGGAGAAACAAAGAGCAUCAAAUAUGCAAGCCUUUCUCGAGCCUUUUGACACACCUGUUUGGUUCGCCAUAUUGAUAAGUGCUACGGUAGCUGCUAUUGCAAUGGGUUUGUUCGAAUGGAACAGUCCGUUUGGAUUAAAUCCAUGGGGAAAGAAACGAAAACAAAAUUAUACUCUUGCCUCUGGAAUGACAAUGGUUUAUUCGGUGCUUUUUGGACAUACAGUAAAAACAAAGUCGCCAAAGGCUUGGCCUAGUAAAGUGCUUCAAAAUUUCUGGGCUUUCUCCUGUAUCUUCAUCAUAGCAAGCUAUACCGCCAAUUUGGCGGCUUUUAUUGCCGGGAAGCACGCUGGUCUUUUCUACAACAACAUACACGACUCGAGGCUGUUGGAUAUAGAUGUCGGUGUGUUACCUGGGAGUGCUGUAGAGGGCACAGUUAAACAGCUCAACCCGAGAUUAUAUACCAAAUGCCAAGGUCAUCUUGUCGAUACAACAGACAAUGCUAUCGACAAAGUCAUCCACAGAAAUUUAGACGCAUACCUAGGCGAUUAUCCUAUUCUUGACUAUGCAAGGGCCAAACUGGACCCAGAUUGUAAACUGAGAUUGCUCACACAGACUUUCGGUGAAGACGGUUAUGGCAUUGGCUUACCAAAAGGUUCACCACUCAAGACACCGCUGUCAAAGAUGAUUCAAAACUACCACGAGAGUGGCUACAUUGAAGACCUAAUUGACGUCCAUUUCGCGGACUCUGAGUGUUAUAAACAAAGGAUCAAACAAGAAGACUCAAGAUUGGAAGUGCAACACCAUGCCGGCAGUUUUGUUAUGUUAUGUGUCGGAAUAAUUGUUGGAGUUGGUGUGCUAUUUUUAGAACAUGGUAUAUUCAAAUGGCUGGUACCCGCACUCAGAAAAAUGCCAGGGUUAAGUGUUUGGAAAAGUGUGCACGUGAUGUUUUUCAGCCAGCGUUUGCACAGAUCCAUAACCAGUGCACAUCUAGUACCAGCACAUGAGACCUGUAGGGAAAUGCUUGGUAUAAUGAAAAACAGGGAUUUCAUGAAACUCUUCCAGAAAAAUACAAUCAAAACUAGUAAAAUGGCAGACGCAGCCAAAAGGAAACGACUGAAUAGAAAUUUCUUCGACAUAAUAGAAAAAGCUAAAUGCCCAACAUCAAUAGCGAUGAAGGAAAUGCAGGAUAACAACUUAUUUGGUGACGAUUCACAACCAAGUACACCUGCUCCAAAAAUUACAGAAAUAUCCCUCAAGGAUAUUACACAAGUGGUCGAUCUUAACGAAUUUAGAAAACAAAAUUUAGAGUUUAAAGGAAACUGCAGCAACUUGCUGCUUCCUGUAAAAGAAAGCAACGUCGACGAUUGUUCGACAAAUGAAGGUUUUGAUUGGACACCACCACAAGCCAACGCUCAUGAUAGUUUUACAAAGGACGAUUUUGACUGGAUACCACCACAAAAGAGUGUACAUGAUUUGUCCACUGAAAUACUUUCGAGCUGCUCAUUUCCAGGGUCCUAUUCCAUAAGUGACACCACUGAGAAAGACAGUGACACAGAUAACUUUGAUCCGCUUAAAAUCAAAGGCGAAUCAUCUUCAUUCACAACACCAUUUUUUGAAAUUGAGCCAAGUUUGCAAACGAUUUCAGAAACAAAUCCACUAACAGCUGAAGACAAUAUGUAUGAUUCGCCAUCUGAACUAGACCCUUGCCUCCCAGUUCAGAAUAAGACACCAAAUGGGGAUAUGUUUUCGGAUGAGUAUAAACCGAAAAGGAAAGAAUUGUCAUUUUCACCGGAUGCUUGUUCUUCUCGUAGAGCGUCUGGCGAUGCUGGCAAUGAGGUUUGUGCACCUGCUAUCAGACGCUUGUCUAUACCAGAAACUAAGACAAAAGAGUCUAGAACUUUCCAUCCUCGCAAACGACAAACCGUUCAUGGGAACAGAAGAGACAAAUCUCAGACAAAAUUAGAUAUAGAACAUUUUAGUAAAGAAGAACUACUACUUAUGUGGAAAUCGUCCGAGUUAGAGCUCAGUAACAAACUAGAAGCUGCUGUUAAAGAUAAACAAAGACUUGAAACGAAACUGAAUGCUCUAAAGUUACAUAUGAGUACACCAGUCUGACAAAACAUGGAAACAUAGUCUGACUUUUCAGAAUGGUUUUGCAAUUCAUUGCAAGUCAUUGUGCCUGUUUCGGGUAAGAGUCGUCAGGAGCAAUUUUAAGGUGGCGAGAGACUGCUGACAGACAAAGGCUUUUAUAGCUGUCAGAAAGGCAAGGGAAUAUAGAAAACGUGAAAAUGCUUACUUGAUAAAAGGAGGAACGUUGGACUGAAUUUGUUCGAUUAUGGUUUGGAAAUGUUGCUUUGAUGUGAUUUUUGGAGGAACGUACUGUGUGGACAUAUCAAUGGAUAUAUCAAAGGGACAUAUAUAUUGUCUUCUUUAUGAAUCAUCGUUCGGAUAUGUCAUAUCAUGUAAAUGAUUUAAUCCGGUAUGCCAUAUUUCCUUCUAGACAUAUUAAUGUCAACCACAGAACUAAACAAAACAAAACAAAUCAAAACAAAAAAAAAUGCAACUGUCUAUAUUUAAAAUUUAGUUUUCAAAAUAUAUGAGCGAUAUCAUUAAUCUCUGUAUUUGCACAUUUCAGAAACAGGUUUUAGGGUAUUUAGUUUAGACACAGUUGUGUGAGGAAGAUGGGGAGGUUACGGUUGUCAUUCAGGCAGGGUUAAGAAAGAUUUAUGACAAAAGAUAAAGAAUGGAUUUUGCAAAUUAGUAUUUCAGCACAAUAUUAUAUGAAACAGAAAGAAUUUUGAUUGAUGUUCAUUAAGGCAAGCUUAUGUUGGCAGAGAAGAAAUGUAGUGUGUGAUUAUAUUCAUUUAUCCAUCCAUUUUAUACAUUUAAGGUCAAGUUUAUGUACGCUCAUGUUGUUAUCUUCAUUAUCAUUAUUUUGCCCAUCCUGUUAUCAUCACUGCCAUCAUCAUUGUUCAUUUAUCUUUGACUUCAAUUUUAACACUAUCAUUAUCAUAUCAAUUGAAAUCUGAUAAGUGUGAUUGUGAGUUAAAUUUAGGACCACUUUAUAAUGUUCCGUAUUUGUGUUGUUUUCACUCAGGAACCUACGCAAUAAUUUAAUGGCAGUAUUUUUAUCUCCAAUUAUAAGACUAACGCCAUGUUACUAGAUGUUUUUCUUCCCUUGUUUUCCUUUGUAGAAAUUUGCUUAAAGAGAAAGCUGUAUAUGAAGAAACUAUAAAAUGGCAUGAAGAGAGUUGGACAACUUUUUUUCUUUUUCAUUACAAGUAUGCGGUGGCGCAUCUUAGCCCUAAAAUCUUAUUCACAAAUCUUUUAAUGCAGCAUGAAUAAAAUCACAUCGUUACAUUAUUCUAUUUUGUAAAAAUGUUAGAUAUUGUUAUAAACAUGGAAGAAAUCUCAAAAAUGUUGGGGUAUUUCUUUUUUUGAUGAUAAAAUGUAUUGCCUAAGUAGAUUUGUUUAGUGCACCUCAUUUAUAAACGUAUUACACGUGAAGUGUUAGAUGAAAGCAUCUCGCAAACAUUAUUCUGUAAUUUAAGGAUCGGAUGUAAAUGACUUUAAUGAUUGCAAACGAAAAGAAGACACAAAAAUAUAACAUGACGUUUUUUUUACACAUAUAAUUUAUGUCGAAUCCAUUAAGUUUAAAAAGGCGUAAACAUUGUUUGUUUCCAGUGUCCCGACCUACCCUAAAUUUUUGGCCCGACCCUAAAUGUUUUUAUGGCCUUGGAGACUUUUUUUUCUCAACUUUUUAACAAAAUGUUGCAAAACUGCACUUUCUAUGCUUUAAACAUGGUCAGUGAUGUUAGAAAUCAACUUACUGAUGCUCUAAAGGCAUAACCCCCUUAUUUAUAUUCAUUUUUGACACAAAAAUAAUUUCCCAAAAGUCUCACUUAAUAAAAAACCUCAAAGAAAAAAUAAAUAAAUAAUUCCGACCUACCUACCCUAAAUUAUUUGAGCAUGUUACCGGAAACAAAGAUUAUUUUAGGCCUAAUGAUAUAGACAAAAAGAGUAAUCUAUUAGCAUUACAUAAAAGUAAUAAACAUUGACAGUCAGGAUCUAAAUCACAACAUGCUUAUGUUUACAGCUAAAAGUCAAUAUUACAAGUUUAAUUUUAGAUGACAUGUUAGUCUAAAACCUCAACGUUUCAUUUGCAGGGUUAGUUUUUAGAUAGCAUUUAAUGACCAACCUGUUCUGUAUGGAGGGUAUUAUCCGCGCUAUAGUACAAAUUGCUAUGCUACUUAUCUCAAAUUGGAUAUGUCUGAUUUCAUAACAGUUUCUGACUUCCAUUGUGUGUAAACCGAUUUUUGCAAAGAUCAAUUUAUUUUGCCCUUGUAUUUUCAUUACAUGUUGCAGGUGAAUAAUUACAAAUAAUAUUCACUCAAAUGCGUGUUCUAUGUAUAUGCUUUUGAUUUGCAUGUGAAUAAAUUGCAGAUUGAAACUUUAAGAUUUAGCUAUUCAACCUCGAAACUUAUCUUAAUCAGUGAUGCUUAGGUCGUUAUAAUGCAUAUCAAACAUAUAGAAUAGUUAGUAGAAAGAACGAUUUAAAACAGCAAAAUGACAAAGAUAGACUUGAGAAGUAUCGGUAAUAACAACGCAGACGGAACCCGAAAUUCUGUGACGAAAUCGGAAGGUACAAUGGCGAAUGGUGAAAUAUUACAUCGUAUGAUCACCAUCGUGCAUUCAUCCUUCGCUAUUGUACUCUCGCACUUCGCUAUUGUACAUGCCCUUUUCACUGUCGCACUGUCGACCUCCUGUAAAGCAUGCGCAUAAUACAAAAUAAAAAGAAGGAAACCAUUGACUAUUUAGGGCAGGUUCCAAUAUUUUGCUAUUUUGACAAUGUCUUAAAUAGUUUGACCUCGGUUCGAGCUCCGAUGACUUGUAAUAAACAUGGUCGUGUAUAUAUAUAGGCGUUGGCUUGCGAAUGAAAUCGUGUUAUCUUCGCCGUUUGAGAUGAUGUUUUAAGUAAGUAAGCCCUAGUAAUCAACCCGUGUCAUUGUUUACCAGGUAAUGUUCAAACGUAGAAAUUAUGGCUAUUUUGACAAUGUCUGAAAUGUUUUCAAUCUGGUUCAAGCCCCAGUGACUACGACCUAUAUCUGUAGCAUAUUAAACAUGGUUCUAUAAGUAUUGGUCAUGGCUAUCGUUUGGAAGUAUGAUCGAGUAUAUUUCGUAGCCCUAGCAGCCGGAUGAAAUCAAAGAUGCAAGUGAAAUCUAACAAUUUAAAGUGAUUUUUGUUAUUACAAUGUAUAAAUGCUGCUAUAUUUUGAUGAAUAAAGAAAUACGACAGAGAGAAAUUUAAAUUUGGAAAUUUCAGUGAAUGCAAGUUGUAAUCGUCCAGUUUACACACAUGGAAGUUAGGAGUUGUCAUUUUGGAGAAUAAAAUUUGUAAUAUGUAAUAAAGCAAUUUAAACUAUAGUGAAUUUCACCAUCCAUAGUUCUAAAGUGGUAUAGUUUGAUAUCGUAUCAAAUAGAUACAUUAAGUGCAUUGCUUACAUACAGUAUAUGUACUGAAUAAUCAACAUAAGAUAACAUUAAAGGAUAUAGGAUAUAUUAGAAUAAGGACAAGUAUAAUAAAGAGGACCAUUUCUUAGCUCCUUUUUUCUCUCAGAAAGUAUGCUUGACGCAAAAAGACGCCGCUAAACCGCCGCUAAACCAUCCAUGUAUAAAACAAAAAAGACCACGGAUUGUGUUAUUAGCAAAGCUAAAAUGAAUUUUAUUCUUUAUCUUAAUUUGUUGAGGAUGUUUUAAAUAGUUUUCUCAUUAUAGAUAAACCAAAACUAUAUGUUGUAUAAUUCUCAAAAUAAACUCACAAUAACUCAUAAUUCCGGUAAUGUCAUACCUAUUUCUAAUUGUUCUACAUUGAAUGCACACUGCUAUAACAGUGUGGUACAAGAGCAGAUAUACUAGUGCAUACACAUGACGGGAAACCCCUUUAUACAGCAAUAAACAUCUAGUGAAUCUUUAUAUUUUAAACAUCAACAUUAGAUUGAUGAAGGAUUUUUAAUAUGUACGCCUAAAUUAUUGGACAUUUUCAUUAUUCAAUAAAUUCUAAAGCAACUGGGUUUUCCUACACCUUCAGAAGCUGGAAAAGUCGCCUUGGAAAUCACCUAAAUUGUAUUGGGGUAACUCUAAACUGAAAAACAAGGAACACUUUUUAUUUGAUCUCGUCAUGAAGUAUGAUAUUCAAGUCAGUUGGAUAGUCUAAAUAUUUCAUUUAAUUCUAUAUGCAUAUAGUCCCCGUUUCUCGAACUACUCGUUUUCAGUAAGAAAUGUCUGAUUGAAAUGGGCUAGUUGGUGACCAUUAUUGUCAUAGUUUACCUAGGGGUAGAGUACAAUGGCAUUUUUCAGUCUGGUUCCAGUGAUCCUACAUGUUGCUUAAGAUAGUUCUGCACGUUUGGUUAACCGGGCGUGACAGCGUAACGUUAUUUAUCCGGGCAACCUAAAAUAUACUGACUAGCGGCCGUAAUACGGGUAACAUAAUUUUUGCGGGUAAUCUAUUAUAUCCCGUGUAUAAAGUACGUAACUGUCGGCGCUUAUGUCUUUCUUAAUGUUUAUUUUGACAAUUAACAGGUUUUGAUAUGAAAUAAUUCCGGUGAAAUCAUAAAAUAAGCAGCAAUCUUAGUUCUCCAAUUGCUACUUUGCGAAUUGUGAAAUAAAUAAGUGAACGGACCUAUACAUUUUAUCUGUCCAUAUGAUUGUAAAUAUGUAAAUCUAUAGCUAUAAAAGGUUUCACAAAAUUUGUGAUAUUUUACAUUUCUUCAUGUGGAUGCGAUUUUUCCCGUAGAGGCUCAUUGCGAACCAAUAUUUUCAAAUUGGUCUCAACCUGUCAUGCUAUAUGUUCCUCUACAGUUUCUAUUUGUGGCGGGCACUAGCAGUGUUUGCUGUGCUCUGUGCUAUCAGCUAUCAGAAAACCUACCAUAACCUUUGAAUUUUACUUGGAUUCAGUGUUUGUAUGUUUUCUGGUUUUUGGGGAUCAUAGAGAACAUUUGAUUUUUUUCUAAUAUAAUUCCGAUUAAACCAUUGCUAAGGGCGUCAUUUCAUUUCGAGUCUGCCGUUAUGUUCCUUGGUUGCGUUAUUUGCUUCCAAAGGAUCCUUUUUACAGAUUUUUAAGAAAAAAAGUCAAGCACACGACCGUAUCUUUUUUUAUUGACUAAAAUUUCUUCGGAUACAAUAAUUCUUUGCAUAAAAUAUUGUUUAAUAAAACUGUACAUUGCACAAAUAUAUUUGAUUCAAACGUGCAGAACUACUUCAACCUGUUCUUAUACCAUUGUUUAUUUUCUGUUGAGAAUACCCAUGCAUUGGCUAACAUUUUUGUUUGUACCAGUAAACAAAGACUAUGUAAAAACGUAUUUAGCGUGGCUGAAGAGGAAUGAUCUUUAUUGUAUGAUUUGUUUCUGUUGCCAAAAUUAUAA
Messenger RNA from Mercenaria mercenaria, 11416 nucleotides. Its product is annotated as glutamate receptor ionotropic, NMDA 3A-like. The transcript has 10 exons. Gene Ontology annotation, molecular function: NMDA glutamate receptor activity; transmitter-gated monoatomic ion channel activity involved in regulation of postsynaptic membrane potential. The coding region runs from base 2373 to 6110 and encodes 1245 amino acids. Gene Ontology annotation, biological process: monoatomic ion transport; ionotropic glutamate receptor signaling pathway; synaptic transmission, glutamatergic. The record is from RefSeq and is a predicted model, not a curated record. Lineage: Eukaryota; Metazoa; Mollusca; Bivalvia; Venerida; Veneridae. Gene Ontology annotation, cellular component: postsynaptic membrane; plasma membrane.